UAACCACAUGUUGCUGUGCUGAUUGACUGCGUAAACGUUCCUCCAGCUGCUUCUCUAUCUGUCCGUCUCUCUCUCUCUCUCUACCCCCCUCACGUCCUCCGUUCUGCUCAGUUGUUGUGUCCUUCUCCAAGAGGCAGAGAGCUUUUCGGAGUUGCAGGCUGAUGUUAUUCUGAACCUCACUAAUUCAGACGCCGAGAGAGAAUUGCGAGUGCUGCAGAUGUGAGACUUUUUAGGCAAGCAUCCCCUCUCACUCCCUUCUCUUCAUGUGAGAAACUGCACUGGACCGAACCAUCAUCAUGCCUGGCCUGAUCAACAAGAGCAAAUGGAGCGCUGUGCCUCUCAGCGUCUCAGACAUCACUUCCUGUGUCAGGGGUUACACCCUGGCAAUGACAGCCUCCUUGACCUAUGAAAACAUAGAAGAUCACCCUAUCGAGGGAAUCUUUAUAUACCCUCUGGAUGAGUGCAGCGUGGUGGUCGGGUUCGAAGUGAUGAUUGGCAGCCAGAUAAUAACCGUGCAGGUCAAAGAUAAAAUGAAAAUCGAUGACUGUUACUUGGAUUUUUGCAAUGCCAAUGGAAGCCCACAGAACGGAGGUGGACAUAUCGUUUUGGAUGAGGAUCAGGAGAGGACAGUGCUGGUGGUCAGUCUGGGGGUCAUUCCCCCUCUGGAGACCAUUAAUAUACUGGUCAGCACCUCCUCAGAGCUCAGCACUCUCCCUAAUGGGGGAAUUCGGGUGAGCUCACCACCCGUCUGCUCUCCAAGAGUCCAGCGUUCUGUCAAAGAGGAGCAGGCGUUUUCACCCAGCACUGCUAGGAGGAGGGACCAGCAUCACUGUGCAGUGGGAAACCACGAGCAGACGGCCUCAGGAGUGUGUUUGGCUGCUCUGCUGGAGGAAGAGACCAUCAACUCCAUUGACUAUGAGUUUAAUUUCCAGCUUGAGAUCAGAGGGCCGUAUUUACUGGCAGGUGUGGAAAGCCCCUCACACGCCAUCCGGGCAGAUGCUGACCCCUCGGCUCGCUCUGCCACCAGCAUUGUGGUCACACUGGCAGACAAGUACACCUACGACUGCCCUGUGGAGAUACUGAUCUACCCCAGUGAGCCCCAUCUGCCACACGUUCUCAUCGAAGAUGGAGACAUGACGCCGGAGGAAUACGAUGAGCAUCUGAAAGGACGGAGCGACUACAUAAAGGCCACCAAGAAGGACUGCAGUAAUGAAACGACCGUGGACAUCAUUCGAAAGAGGCUCCAUAAAGACAUCCUCCACAACCCCGUGGUCAUGCUGAACUUCUGCCCAGACCUCCGUUCGACGACCUCUGACCUGCGGAGCAUUCAGGGGGAAUUCAUCUUCCUCAUUGACCGCAGUGGAAGCAUGAGUGGGGUCAACAUCCGUCGAGUUAAGGACGCAAUGGUUGUGAUUCUGAAAAGUCUUUUCCCAGCAUGCUUAUUCAACAUAGUGGGCUUCGGAUCCAAGUUCAAGACGCUGUUUUCCACCAGCCAGAGCUAUGAUGAGGAGAGCUUGGCGUUGGCUUGUGAGCAUGUGAAGAAGAUCCGGGCUGACAUGGGCGGCACAAACAUACUGGCUCCUCUCAACUGGAUCCUGCGGCAGCCCAUGCAGAGAGGUCAUCCUCGCCUGCUCUUCCUCCUGACCGAUGGAGCCGUCAGUAACACGGGGAAAGUUAUUGAGCUGCUCCGCAGCCACGCCAGGUUCACCAGGUGUUACACAUUCGGGAUAGGCCAGGGUGCGUGCAGAAGGCUGGUUUUAGGACUGGCCGCUGUUUCCAGAGGCACAGCUGAGUUCCUGGCAGAAGGAGAACGACUGCAGCCCAAGAUGAUUAAGUCGCUGAAGAAGUCCAUGACAUCAGUACUGACUGACAUCUCCAUCGAGUGGCUGUAUCCUGAGACAAAGGAGAUCCUGCUCUCUCCAGUGGGGAUGACCUGUCUGUUCCCUGGGGACCGGCUGAUUGGAUACAGCGUGGUCUGUGACACCUCCAGAUAUCACUCCAACCCAAAUCAGUAAGACAAACGGAGGCGGUACAGUAUGAUGCGUUCCAACGAGUCGGCCAGUUCAGUGUUCUAUCACUCUCAAGAGGAGGAUGCUGGGAAGGUGUCCUCUGACGGUCAAGUCGGUCAAGUCGGCUCGCUGUUUGACAGUUGCCAGGAGACCAUGUCUGAGAGCAGUCCUGUCGUCACAGAGCAAGACAUUAUGGGAACUGACAUAGCCACCUCUCCACGAAGACGUGCUUACAGCACCAAUCAGAUUGUAGAUUACAACCCCAUGAAGAAGGCCUACACCCCAGUGACCCCAGCUCAGUGGUGGGCAAAACCCCUUAGAAGAGCAAAAGUUCAGGAACUCAUAGGACAGACACAUCCUGACCACGGAAAUCAGUGGAAAAUGGACUACCAGCUCCGCUCCUGCAGGAAGCAACCUCCCAACCUCCCAAGACCUACCCUAGCAAGAAGACAGCAGUUAUGCUACCAGUACAAUGGUCCUUUUGGGAUUUUUGGUCAAGAUCUCCUUGAUGCUGUCAAGGGGUUGGGUUUUUACGGAGGAUACCUUCAUCCGCUGCUUCCUGUCUGGUCUGGGUGA
Carassius auratus (goldfish) is the source of this 2585-nucleotide messenger RNA. RefSeq names its product von Willebrand factor A domain-containing protein 5B1-like. Lineage: Eukaryota; Metazoa; Chordata; Actinopteri; Cypriniformes; Cyprinidae. The record is from RefSeq and is a predicted model, not a curated record.